Drosophila serrata is the source of this 539-nucleotide messenger RNA. RefSeq names its product chromosome transmission fidelity protein 8 homolog. The record is from RefSeq and is a predicted model, not a curated record. Gene Ontology annotation, cellular component: Ctf18 RFC-like complex. Lineage: Eukaryota; Metazoa; Arthropoda; Insecta; Diptera; Drosophilidae. Gene Ontology annotation, biological process: mitotic sister chromatid cohesion.
CAUUUUAUUUAUUUACUUUAUUUUCUCGUUUAAAUCUAAUACAAAAUGCCCAUUGUAGUGAAAACACAAAGUGCCGGCAAAGGCGAUUGGGCCAUCAUAGAGCUCCAGGGAGACCUGGAAGUGAGGGCUAACCAGGACAUGCAUGACCAAUUUAUAGGCGAUCUUUACUACAACAAAUAUGGCCAGCCUAUCCUUAUCAUUGGACACCACAUCCUGCAGGGUCGUGAACAAAAGCUGGAGAAACCCUUUGCCGUGCUGGAAAAGUCCAAAACUAAUGACGGUGAGCGGCUCCUGGACACGAGCCUGGCUCCCACGCAGGAUGUCAGCAUGCUGAAUGCCACCACUGGCGCCGAGAGAACCGUACUGGAUCACACCAUAGCCCAGGAGCACAAGAGUCGCCAGAGAACAGAGUACACUGUCCGAGCUGUUUGCACCAAGAAGCUUAUAUUCAAGUCGCGGCCCAAACCUAUUAUAGCGAAUGUGGCCAAGUCAGUUUGAAGUAAAUCCAAUAAAAUAUAUUUAUUCUCUUAAAAAAGUUA